Molecule: messenger RNA, 1350 nt
Organism: Solanum tuberosum (potato)
Lineage: Eukaryota; Viridiplantae; Streptophyta; Magnoliopsida; Solanales; Solanaceae
Exons: 3
Coding region: 1-1350 (449 amino acids)
Biological process (GO): DNA integration
Molecular function (GO): nucleic acid binding; RNA-DNA hybrid ribonuclease activity
Source: RefSeq, a predicted model, not a curated record
AUGCCGAUCGGGAAGUUGGCUAAGUGGCAAAUGCUUUUGAGUGAGUUUGACAUUGUGUAUGUGACACAAAGGGCAAUAAAAGCACAGGCCUUGGCUGAUCAUCUUGCAGAGAAUCCAGUCGAUGAAGAGUAUGAACCGCUCAAAACUUAUUUUCCCGAUGAAGAGGUUGCAUUUGUGGGUGAAGAUAUUUCUGAAGCAUACCCUAGUUGGAGAGUGUUCUUUGAUGGAGCGGCAAAUCACCAAGGGAAAGGUAUCGGAGCGGUCUUAGUGUCAGAAUUUGGUCAACACUACCCUAUGGCGGCUAAACUUCGAUUUGAUUGCACGAACAACAUGGCUGAAUAUGAAGCUUGUAUCCUUGGUCUGAAAAUGGCCAUUGAUAUGAAUGUUCAUGAGUUGCUGGUCAUUGGAGAUUCAGAUUUGCUAAUUCACCAGGACCAAGGAGAAUGGGCCGUGAAGAACCCAAAGAUCACGCCGUAUGUGCAGUAUAUACAGAAGUUGUGCAAGAAAUUUCACAAGAUUGAAUUCAGGCACACUCCCAGGACACAGAAUGAGUUGGCCAAUGCUCUUGCCACCAUCGCAUCAAUGAUUAAACAUCCAGAUACAAGUUAUAUUGAUCCAGUGGAUAUAGAGAUAAAAGAGCAGCAUGUCUAUUGUUCACAUGUUAAAGCGGAACCAGAUGAUUUACCUUGUGAAGCUGCAAAGCUUCUGGAACAAAUACACGUCGGAGUUUGUGGUACUCACAUGAAUGGGCUCACUUUGGCUAAGAAGAUCCUUCGGGCCGGUUAUUUUUGGAUGACUAUGGAACAUGAUUGUUGCAAGUUUGUACAGAAAUGUCACAAAUGUCAAAUGCAUGGUGAUUUGAUUCGAGUCCCACCUCACGAAAUCAAUGCUAUGAGUUCACCUUGGCCAUUUCUAGCUUGGGGCAUGUAUGUCAUUGGUCCAAUAGAGCCAGUCGCCUCCAACAGACACAGAUUCAUUUUCGUUGCCAUUGACUACUUUACCAAGUGGGUGGAAGCAGCUUCGUACAAGUCAGUAACCAAGAAAGUUGUAGCUGACUUCGUUUGCAACAAUUUGAUAUGUAGGUUUGGUGUACCAGAAUCCAUCAUUACUGAUAAUAGAGCGAAUCUCAACAGUCACUUGAUGAGAGAGAUAUGUGAACAAUUCAAGAUUACUCACCGGAACUCAACCUCCUAUCGUCCCCAAAUGAAUGGAGCUGUAGAAGCCGCCAACAAGAACAUCAAGAAGAUUUUGAGGAAAAUAAUUAAUAAUCGUAGAGUAUAUGGAAGAGAAGCAGUUAUACCUGCCGAAGUUGAAAUACCUUCGUUGAAAUCAUCCAAGAAGCUGAAUUGA